Molecule: messenger RNA, 264 nt
Organism: Fomitopsis serialis
Lineage: Eukaryota; Fungi; Basidiomycota; Agaricomycetes; Polyporales; Fomitopsidaceae
Exons: 1
Coding region: 29-259 (76 amino acids)
Source: RefSeq, a predicted model, not a curated record
CGCGAUGGCUGCUGUAUAUGCAUAGAACAUGUUAUUACUACCAUUACAAUGUCUCUAUUUACUAACAUUUUGGCCGUGUCUACGUGCAGGGGCGGUAGGGCAGUCGCCUGGCGCACUCACGGUUGGCGUGUGUUGCGUGCCCCGGCCCUGCCCACCGUCGCGCUCACUCGCUGUUCACUCACGCGCCCGCCUUCUGUUCGUCGGCCGUGCUUGCGUGCUGGGCAUUCGCCCUGCACGCUCGCGGUCGCCGUGCGUGUAAUGCUC